Molecule: messenger RNA, 2580 nt
Organism: Pyricularia oryzae 70-15
Lineage: Eukaryota; Fungi; Ascomycota; Sordariomycetes; Magnaporthales; Pyriculariaceae
Exons: 2
Coding region: 1-2580 (859 amino acids)
Biological process (GO): cellular response to amino acid starvation; positive regulation of autophagy; negative regulation of TORC1 signaling
Cellular component (GO): GATOR1 complex
Source: RefSeq, a predicted model, not a curated record
AUGUCCCUGCCAGUUCUCCCCAACCCCUCCAACUUCCUCGGCGUCGCUCUUGUCAUCAACCGAACACGAGACGGUUCCAAGAUAGUCUUCCACUAUCCGCCGCACGUGAAUACGUCGCCUCGCUGCGAUCAUACGGCGGCGGCUGAAGGUGAUUCAGGCGAGCACACGGAACACACCCAUGGUUGGGCCUAUGAUUAUGAUGAGGGCGGCGACCUGGCCGAUAGGGAGACCCCCGAGCCUUCCGGGCUAGAGACGGGAGCAUCAUCCUCGGGCCAACAGUACAUGUCCAGGAACCAGGACGAGCACAUCAUCACCGAGACCGGUACCCAGAUUGUGCCGUGGGAGCAUGUUGCUGGAUUUCCGACUAAGGAUCUUGAGAGCAUCUUGACUCCCAGCAAGGCUUAUCACAAAAAGCUCUUUCAGAUAUCUUUGGACCCGAUAUACUGUGUAUCGUAUCCAAUACACGUACCCGAAAAUGGCAUUUGGAAAAAGAAGAAGAAGAAGAAGGACCAAGAGCCCAAGAGGAAGGGCAGUAUCAUAUCGGCGGGAGGCAUCAUGGUAUCUGCCACUGAUGAGGAUGGCAACGAGCUCCCUCCCCUUAACCCGGACCAUAUCCGGCCGGUAAUAGAUACGACCAGGCUCUCGCCACAUGCUCAGGACGGCAGCGGUUUGGACACAGCUAAAAAUGGUGACAAGGAAGAGGAGGAGCAGCAGGAUGACAAGGUCAGCUCAAUGACCAUGUUCAACCUAGUCUUCUUUCUCAACCCCAAAAAGAGCGAGGUCAACGAGCUCAUCGACACUAUGCAUACACACAUUAUCCGAAAGGUGAACAAGGCAUACAAUUACUGCCAGCAACGCAACGACUUUGUCUGGAAGGAGUCCAAAAAGAUUCUUGCGCUGAAAGAUAAGGCCCGGGAAGAAAGACGCAAGAUGUCCUCCCUUUGGGACGAGAUCUUACGCACAUCGUCCCUGGCUGCUUCCAUGCAGGAUGUCUAUGAUAAUAUCAGCCAAAACAAGAUUGCAGUCUUACAACUCGAGACGCAAGACGGUAUGGUAACACACUCGGUCCAGGUCCCCAUGCCCUUCCACAUUGCAGAUCUUCCCCAGCAAGGCGACCCGGAUGCCACAGGCAUCUGGUUGACGACGGCAAAUUCUUUUGUGCGCGAUGACGUUGAUGCCGCGGAUCUUGGCUUUCUUGACAAGGACUUUGCUUUGCUGCUCAUGGAUGAUGAAAAGAAGAUUGUUUCCGAGUUACAAUCUGAUCCGGAUGAGUCGACCUUGGCCAUGAUAGAGUACAUGAGACACUCCAAGCCGACGCUAUCCUUCCAGCAAGUCGCCAUCCAGUCUAAGGUGCUAAACCUGGCCCAGGUCCGCCGCUUCGCGCAUCAUUUUAUCUUCUGGCGCCGCGCCAUCGCCAUCCCUCCAUUGCAUGCGCGGGACGUUUAUAUCCUCUCUCCCAACUGCGAUCUCUCUAAGCUGCCCAGCGCUAGCUUGGACUUCAGCCGCGCCUUUCCACACUGCCCACCACUGCCCAACAUCUUGACUGACCUGUCGGCUGCGCCGCGCCCGUACAAGUUCUUUUGCCCAAAUAAGACGAUCCGUGCAGAGUACAUGCGAAUUCUGGCCUGGCUAAUGCGUGGCGGCUGGGUCACACAGCUCUGUACCUUUGCCUACGUCGUGGUCUGGCCCGAGAUCAUCUAUGAGGUUGAGCACGCCCUCGAGGCUGAGGAGUUGACUAGAGCCAAAUCGAGUCAAACAGCGGCGGCUGCUGCUGCUACCUCGGUGCCAGUCGAGCAUGACAAAGACAAACUGGAAAAGGAAAAAAACCGCAAAACAUCCACGGCGUCCAUUGCCGAUGGGACCGAGGACGGGGCCGAUGAUGAGGUUGGCAGCGGCAGCACAUUGCUUUCAAGAACAACUACGGCAGCCUCACAGCAGUCCGACAUGUCCGUUGCAUCCCCGACCUCCGCACAGUCACCAUCGGUAGCAUCGCUCGCUGCCUCUUCAGAAAAGCCCCCGAAGCCCCCGCCAACGGCAGCGCAGCAGGCAGCGGAAAAGGCACGUUUAGGUAGGCUGGCGGACCGGCAGGCGCGCGAGCUGGCUGAAAAAGCCAGCGCCCAUGCGCGGCGCCCACAGCCGGAGCAAACGCAGAAUCCGAGCGCCAACAACGCGCCGCACCUCAUGCACUUACAGCCCCAUAUUAUCCUCGACGCCCGGACUGCAACCGGCAAAGAGAGUCUAUACCUGAGUGCCAUCGAGCGCAGGUUACGACAAAAGACCACUGCUGCUGGCAGCAAUGGCAAUCUAGCAGCCACGCUCGAGGUCCCCAGCGGAGGUGGUGGCGGCAGUACCGGCCAUCACCACAGCAGCAAGGGAAAAGGCACAGCCCACAAGAGUCACCCUGAGGACGACGAUGAGUUCCGCGACAGGGUUGCGGACGCGUGGCCAGUGUUCUGCAAGUACUUCAACGGGCACUGCGCGCUCGAGAGGAUCGCGCUGCAAGAAGAGAAGAAGAGGAGAGAGGUUUGGAACUUGUUGAUCGCCAUGAAUGAGUAUCUCAUAUGUGUCAGGCACUGGUGA